Messenger RNA from Centruroides sculpturatus (bark scorpion), 1869 nucleotides. RefSeq names its product zinc finger protein 525-like. Bases 236 to 1312 code for a protein of 358 amino acids. The transcript has 2 exons. The record is from RefSeq and is a predicted model, not a curated record. NCBI's taxonomy places the organism in Eukaryota, Metazoa, Arthropoda, Arachnida, Scorpiones, Buthidae.
UAAAAAAAUAAAUAAUUUUUUAGAUUAAUUAUAAAAAUUACAAGAAAAGCUUACAUUUGUAUUGUGUACUUAUAAAAUUGUUAAGGAUGAAAAACAAAGUAAAGAAGAUGAUAUUCAAGAGAAUUCAAAUAGAGAGAAGCGUUAUAAGAAUAAUAUCAAGAAAACGAAAUACAUUCCUUCCGUUAGAAAAUGCAAUCAAGUGCAAAAAAAGAUUAAAAGGAAAUACUUCAGGGUUAUGCUUGCAUCUGAUUCUAAACAAAAAUUCACGUGUGACUUGUGUAAACAGACAUUUAUAAAUAAGGAAAUAUUAGAAGCGCAUCUGUUUUUUCAUGUUGGAAAGAAACCAUUUAGUUGUUCAACCUGCAAUGAGAAGUUUUCGUGGCAAUUUCUUUUACGAAGACACAUGAAAGAACACAAGAAUGGAAAUCAAGUUGGUGUGCAAUCAUCUUCAAAAUAUUGUAAAGGAUCUAAUAUUCAGGGGAAAAUCUGUCAAUCUGAUAUUUCUGAUAAACGCCUUCGAUCAAAGUACCGUUUACAGACAAACAAAAGAAAACACAUACGUCCUCGGUGUAAGAUAUGUAAGAAAGAAUUUAAAUACGAAUCUCGUUUGAGACGUCACGAAAUAACUCAUAGUGAAAACCGUCCUUUCAAAUGCGAUAUUUGUAAUAAGUGUUAUAAAACGAAAACACAUUUAAAAGUUCAUUAUGAACUUCAUACUGAACAAUAUAACUAUUCUUGUGAGAUAUGUAAGAGACGUUUUAAGACUAAACACUAUGUGAGUCAUCAUAAAAGGGUUGUUCAUGACGAUGACUUUAAUCAAUGUGACAUAUGUAAGAAAACAUUUAAAUCAAAACUGACUUUAAAAUUGCAUAGUGUUAUACACAGCGAUGAAUACAAAUAUUCUUGUGAUAUUUGUAACAAACAUUUUAAAACGAAAGCCUCUUUGAGAUACCAUAAGAUUAUUCACAGCGAUAGAAGUAUGUAUGUAUGUGAAAUAUGUAACGCAGGUUUUAAUUAUAAACCAGCAUUUGUCAGACAUCGCUUGAUUGAACAUGAAAAGAUGUUUGUAUGCAAAUAUUGUAAUAAACCAUUCAAAACGGAAAAUAUUAUGAAAGCGCAUUCGAAAAUUCAUAUUAAAAGAUGUAAUGUUUGUAAUAAGAAAUUUAAAAAUAAACGCUGCUUUAUUAAUCAUCAGAAAAGUCAUUUCAUAAAACCGUUUGUUUGCGAGGUAUGUAAAAAGCACUUCUAUAGUAAAAAAAAAUCUCUUAAGGCACGAAGGGAUUCAUGUAAAAAAACGUUAUCCUUGCAUUAAUUGUAAAAUAAGUUUUGAAACUGAAAACAAACUAAAAUGCCAUUUCAAAGUUUGUCGUCUGAACAUAGAUUGGAAGAAACUUCCUUACCAAUGUAAUAUCUGUAAGCAGACUUUCAAUUUAAAAUCCUAUUUCUUGAGGCAUCUGAGUACUUUUAGUGAUAAGAUACAUUUCUGUUGUGACAUUUGUAAGAGAAAGUUUACAACAGAACUGGAAUUUCAAAGUCAUCGAGAGUCUACUCAUCCCACAGAAGGAAAAUAUCAAUGCGAAAUUUGCAAAACAACGUUUAAACAAAAACGUGGUUUAGAAAUUCAUAUGCAGAAGAAUACAGAUUCAAGCGUUAAGAAAUGUGACGUUUGUGACAAAAAAUUCUGUUCAAAUUAUAAUUUAAAAUUUCACGUGCGAAGUCAUCUUGUAGAAUAAUGUUUUGCUUGUGUUGAAAACAAUUUAAAGAUAAUAUACAGUAUAUUUUUAAAUAAUGAAUAUUUUAUUUGGAUUCAUUAAAUAUAUCGUUUCAUACAUUACAUAUAUAACAAGGAGAAAUUUCUCUGUGAAGAAC